Molecule: messenger RNA, 679 nt
Organism: Funneliformis geosporum
Lineage: Eukaryota; Fungi; Glomeromycota; Glomeromycetes; Glomerales; Glomeraceae
Source: the annotation of a GenBank genome assembly
AUGUCUUUUUGGACCCACGAGAGAGCUACAAAUGUCAUUGAAGUUACCGCUGAUAAUUUCAUCAUCGAUCUAUCAACUGACUUAUGUAUAUUACUUUGGUCGGAAUUUUCCGAUUAUCGUACACCGGAAAUUAAACCGCAACUAGUAGUGGAUAAUAGCAGAAAACAAAGACUUGCUCAAGGUAUUGAUGAACCUUUUUGUGGUAGUUGUUACGGAGGAGAGGCACCAGAAAGUGGAUGUUGUAAUACAUGUGAUGAAGUAAGUGAAGCAUAUAUUAAAAAAGGGUGGUCAUUUAAUGAUCCUGAUAGUAUUAAUCAGUGUGUAGAAGUAGGGUGGAAAGAAAAGGUUCUAGUUCAAUCAAAAGAGGGUUGUAAUGUAGCGGAUAGCGUAAGAGUAAAUAAAGUCGCUGGCAAUUUUCAUUUAGCUCCUGUACAAGGUGCUGUAAAUCCGUUAGAUCGUAUUGGCAGAACUGUUUCUCAAUUAGUUGAAGGUUUAAUUGAAGUUGUAAGUAAGGUUCAGAAUCGAAAGUUGGAAUCGCCAAUGUCGAAAGUCGAUUAUGUCAAUUCUGAAGAAUCUGUUUUGUUGGAAUUAACUCUUCGGAAUUUUAUGAUCAUUCGGACUCACACUGAAGCUAUGGAAGCUAAGGAAAAGAAAAGUAUAUUAACAUUUGAUUUAGAUC